This is a messenger RNA of Schistosoma mattheei, 778 nucleotides long. NCBI's taxonomy places the organism in Eukaryota, Metazoa, Platyhelminthes, Trematoda, Strigeidida, Schistosomatidae. The record is from the annotation of a GenBank genome assembly.
GACACAAGUAAUGUGCCAUCCUUUUGUAAAUCAUACGCCACUCAAGGUCACCCCUGUCACUGGUUUCACAGUACAUCUUCCGUUUCAGAUUACCCAUUCUCAAAGGAACCAUCUUGCUAUGUCUUUGUCCAGUGGAAGUUUAUUACGCUCAGCUCAACUAGUAUUUUUUAGACAACCUUUCAGAUGCGCAGGGAUUAAAAAAAAGAAGAACUACGCCGAGACCCCUUCUAGGUACCGACCUUCUGUACUUGUGAAGACUCUUCGUGGUUUUCAGUUUAAUGAUGGAGAUUAUGUCUAUAAAGGUGAUAUCUUAGUUCGGCAGCUUGGUAUGGAAAUAUACCCGGGUGAAUCUGUCAAAUUAGACCCAGAAACAUGGAACUUAGUAGCACUAAGUAAUGGACGUUUUACCAUUAGUACAGAGAAGCUUUCACCGUUUCCUGACAGCCCUUUAUAUGAUAAAGUGAAGGAUGGCGAAGUAAUUUAUAAACCAUUUGUUCAUGUAAUUGGUGAUCCAAUCGAACCAAUAUAUAAACUCAAGCGCAUUUUGUAACUAGUGACAAUUAUAGCUAUCAUACUCAACAAAUUGAUUUGCUUUCUAACUUUUUCUGAAGUUAUUCACCUCGUUAAAUCUUUAUUGUGUAACGUCAUAUCUGUUUAUCGUCAGUUUUAUUUAUACAAUAAGGAUUUGAUAGCACAACUAAGUUCCGGAAAAGGUUUGGAGAACCACAUUAAGAUAAUUAUUAACUUCGAAUAUUAGGGAGAUAAAGUUCUCAUUUUC